Anopheles cruzii is the source of this 1767-nucleotide messenger RNA. RefSeq lists its product as uncharacterized. The record is from RefSeq and is a predicted model, not a curated record. Lineage: Eukaryota; Metazoa; Arthropoda; Insecta; Diptera; Culicidae. The transcript is spliced from 2 exons. The coding region runs from base 1 to 1467 and encodes 488 amino acids.
AUGGUACUUGAAACGCACACGACGACCAGUGACGAGCAGUCGGCCAGCACCGUCACCCCGGUGGCGACGGCGGCCGAGGCCGUGGAUCACAAGCAUAAUGGAACCGAGGCUAAUGGAGAAGAAGAACCACAAACAGUGACACUGGAAGCGGAACAUGCGGCGAGCCCCCAGAAGCAAGCUCAGGAGCCGAGCCCUGCCCAAGACAAUCCCACCGCCCAGAAUGGCAUCACUCCAGAGCUACCGAAGUUCCUGUACACCGCCAUGGCGCAGGUGGCCCAGGAGCAAGGUUUCGGCGAGGGCAAGUAUGCGCUCGAGUUCGACGUCGGCUCAAACAAGGGCGACGGGUUCGUGGGCCAAAUGUUCAAGGCGAUCCUCACCGAGGGCGACCGGCGGGAGGUGUAUUUGUGCAAGAUUCCACCCCUGAACGAGGCCCGCCGCCAGCAGUUCCCGGUGUUGUUGAUCUUCGCCCGUGAAACCCUCGCCUACAGCAAGCUGCAUCCGCUGAUGUUUGCGUACCAGCGGGAGAAGGGUGUGCGCGAGGAGGACGGGUUCUUCAACGUACCAAAGGCGUACCACACCUACUGCAACGUCGAGGCCGACGAGUCGGUCAUCGUGAUGGAAGAUCUGCGACUCCAGGACUACCGGAUGUGGGACAAAAUGAAGCCGGUCAACUACGAGCACGCUCGGUUGAUGAUGGAGCAGCUCGGGCGGCUCCACGCGGUCUCGCUGGCGAUGAAACGCGACCAGCCGGCGGUGUUCGAGCAGUUCAAGGUGCCCGAUCCGAUGUCGGAAAUGAUGCCCGAGGGCAGCCCGUUCGAUGCGAUGAUGCGGAAGGUGAUCCAGGACGCUAUCGGAACGCUGGAGCCGACCGAUACGAAGGAGCUCGCCAAGAUGCAGCUCCUGCUGCAGAACUUCCGCAAGACGCUGGAGCGCUGCUCGAACGGUGCCCUGGCGGAACCGCACACGGUGCUCGGGCAUGGCGACUGUUGGGUCAACAACAUGAUGUACCACUACAAGAACGGCGUGCCGGAGAGGAUCAUUCUGCUCGAUUGGCAGCUGACGCGCUACGUGACGCCAGUGCUGGAUCUGACGUACUUCAUCUUCUGCUGCACCGACGGCGAGUUCCGGAAGCGGCACUACGACGAGAUGAUGAGCAUCUACUACAACUCGCUGGAAGCGUUGCUCGAGAAGCUUGGCCACGUCCCGCAGUCGGUGUUUCCACGAACCGCGUUCAUGCGCCAGCUGCGCACCUUCGGCCGCUUCGGUGUCCUGAUGGCCGUAUUCCUCGUGCCCAUGCUGUGCACCCGCAACGAGGAUCUGGUCGAUAUGGACGAGGCUGCCGAAAAGUUUCGCGACACAAAGGAAAUGGAUAUGAGCAUGUUUUCCAAGAACGACAACAACCGGAGCGCCUACACCACCCGUAUGCGGGCGGUCAUAAAGGACAGCGUGCGGUACGGGUACCUGUAACCGGGUUGGCCCGUUGGUCCGUGUGCAGGCCUGCUGCGUAAAGGGGAGGAUUAUGCGUAUCGCAUGUUUGUGUAACCGUUCAUUGGACGCAUACCGCAUCGUUUCCGGCCCGUGCCGCGCCGCCAUCUCCGUUAUCUUCGAACAGCGCGCACCGGUGGUAAAAUGGGCCAUUUUCGAUUCGUUUUACAGUUUUUGACAUAUAUAGCAGAUAAGGCUCGAUAAGCGCGCGCUCUGCGAUCGUCCGUCCUGCGUGUGGACGAGAGAGUAUCUUGUGAGAGCUGAAUGACGUGGGAAUGAACU